Gossypium raimondii (Peruvian cotton) is the source of this 948-nucleotide messenger RNA. RefSeq lists its product as hypothetical. The transcript is spliced from 5 exons. Bases 200 to 673 code for a protein of 157 amino acids. The record is from RefSeq and is a predicted model, not a curated record. Lineage: Eukaryota; Viridiplantae; Streptophyta; Magnoliopsida; Malvales; Malvaceae.
AGCCAACCCCCCCCCCCUCCACCCCCCCUCCCCCGAAAGAAAAAAUCCCUUUCUUACUUUCUUCUUGGGAGAAACUAAACCCUGAAAUCUGCUCUCUUAACACUGUUUUUCGCUCGAAACAGUGUGAGAACCCUGAAAUUCGCUGUAUUUGUCUUUUUGCUUGGAACCAAGUGGUAAGAAGAUAAAGGGGGAAAAACCAAUGGGUUUUGCUUCAUUUGCCGGACGAGUUUUCUUUGCUUCUAUUUUCAUCCUCUCCGCUUGGCAAAUGUUCAAUGAAUUUGGGGUUGAUGGCGGGCCUGCAGCAAAGGAGUUGAUACCAAAGCUUGAUCUUGCUAAGAAACAUAUAUCAUCUCAACUCCAUGUAAAUUUGCCAGAUAUCGAAGUUAGACAAUUAGUUGCAACUGCCAUCGUUUUGAAAGGACUAGGUGCUAUUCUGUUUGUAUUUGGCCAUGGAUUCGGAGCCUUACUCCUGUUUGUCUACUUGUUGGUUAGCACACCACUUCUCUAUGACUUCUACAACUAUCGUCCCAAUGAACCCCAAUACUCUGUUCUGCUUGGUGAUUUCUUGCAGUGUGUUGCGCAAUGUGGUGCAUUAAUUUUCUUUGUGGGGAUGAAGAACUCGAUGCCAAAGAGGCAACUAAGGAGGAAGUCCCCGAAGCAAAAAGCUACUUAGAUGUAAUCAAAGAAGUAAAAUUUUGGCAAUCUCCAGUAAAACUUUGCAGGUCUAUCUGAUUGGAUCCUUUCUCGAUUUCUAGUUUUUAUCUGUUCUUUAUUAACUGAAGCAUUUGUACUAUUGAAUCGGUUGCCCCUUCUCUAUUUUCCAUGACAAUUUGAUUGUGUUCAAAAAAAAUUGAGGGGUUUAAAUCAAAAACAUCUAUUUCCUUGUUUGGAAUAUUAAUAUUUGAUGCAACCAUUUAUGUAUUCAGUAAUGGAGCUAGAAAUUGCUUA